GAGGUAAAGGCACCUCUUUCACAUGAACAACAAUAGCAAGAUCGUUAAAUAGAUCCCGACCCCAAUUCCCGCCCUCCGUUCGACCAAAAUGCCCCUUCGCCACCCCUUGCAUCGCCCCACCGCCAUCUCCCCCUCCUCCGUCCUCCUUUUGCGCCGCACCUUUUCGCUUCUCCAUGCGUUCGCCGAUCCCUACUCCCUCUCCGCGGCCCUCCGCGCCUGCUCCGCCGCCUCCCUCCUCCGCCCCGGGCAGCAAGCCCAUGCCCUCGCCCUUACCUCCUCCCUCGCCAGCAACCCCCUCGUUGCCGCGCGCCUCGUCGACAUGUACUCCGCUUGCCACCGUCUCGCCGCCGCUGCCCUCGUCUUCGACUCUGCCGAGCCCUCGGCCCUAUCCAAUCGCGUCCUCUGGUCCACUCUUAUCGUGGGUCUCGUCCAGAACGGCGACGCCCGCAGCGCCAUGGAGCGGUUCCGCAGCAUGCGGGCGGGGGCCGUCGAGACCAACCAUUUCACUCUUCCGACCGUCCUCUCUGCCUGCGCUUCCGAGAGAGCGAUUCGCUUCGGCCGCCAGGUUCACGGCUGUGCAGUCCGGGCCGGCUUCUGCUCCAGUCCCUUCGUCCAGAGCUCGCUUGUUAGCCUCUACUCCAACUGCGCCGACCUCGGCAGCGCCAAGCGGGUCCUCGAGUCAUCGGACUCGGACGACCCGAUCUCGUGGAACGCCCUGAUCGUUAACUGUACGCGUGGCUCGUUGCACGCGGAUGCACUAUCCUUGUUCGCCGAAAUGCACCGCCGGGGCCUCGCGUUGGACGAGUUCACCUACCCCUCCGCCCUGAAUUCCGCCGCCUACAUGGGCGACUUGGGCACCGGCGGAUGCAUCCACUGCCUAGUCCUACUGAGCGGCUUCGAUUCCCAUAUGCACGUGGCGAACGCCUUGGUGGACAUGUACGGCAAGCUGGGGAGCCUCAACUGCGCCCAAGGAGUGUUCGACCGAAUGCCAAGGAGGGACGUUGUGACGUGGACCUCACUGCUCGUGGGCCUCGUCCGCCAGGGGUCGCACGACGUGGCCCUCCAACUUUACUCCGAUAUGCGCGCCCAUGGGGUCGAUCCGGACGAGUUCGCCACGGCAGGGGUGCUGAGUUCCUGCGCGGGUUCGACCGCUCUUGAGCUGGGCCGGCAGGUGCACGCCGCGAGCGCACGCCGCGGCAUCGACACGUUCCUCUCGGUUUCCAACUCGUUGAUCAGCAUGUACGCCAGGAGCGGGUCCAUCAACGAUGCCUGCGCGGUGUUCGACGCCUCGCCCCGCCGCGAUGCCAUCACGUGGACCGCUCUGAUCGUGGGAUGCGCCCAGAAUGGGCGGGGCAGGGAUUCCCUCCGUCUCUACGACGAGAUGCUCGAGGCCGGGGUCCGGCCGGACUACGUGACCUUCAUCGGAUUGUUAUUCUCGUGCAGCCACGCCGGUCUGGUCGAGCCCGGUCGAGCUCAUUUCGAAUCGAUGGAGAAGGUCUACGGUAUAGCCCCCGGGCCGGAGCACUACGCGUGCAUGAUCGAUCUGCUGGGCCGGUCCGGGCGGGUGGAGGAGGCGGUCGAUCUGCUGGAGGGGAUGAGCGGCAAACCGGAUGCGACGGUGUGGAAGGCACUACUGGCGGCGUGUCGGGUGCACCGGAAUGCGGGGCUAGCGGAGCGAGCGGCGGAGCGGCUCUUCGAGCUGGCACCGGCGGACGCAGUGCCGUACGUGAUGCUUUCGAACGUGUACUCUGCGGCGGGGCGGUGGGGCGACGUGGCACGGGUCAGGUCUCUGAUGAGGGCUCGUGGGGUGAGCAAGGAGCCCGGGCGGAGCUGGAUGGAGCAGGACGGAGCCGUGCACGUGUUUCGGGCGGGGGAGCGGGAGCACGAGCGGGCUGCAGAGAUCUUCGCCAAGGUGAAGGAGAUGAUGCAGAGGAUAGAAGAGGAGGGGCACACAGCGGACACGGGGUUCGCCCUGCAUGACGAAGGGGAGGAGGAGAAGGCCGCUGAGCUAGCGCACCACAGUGAGAGGCUGGCCGUGGCCUGGGCUCUCAUCAGUGUCCCACGAGGGAAGCCCAUCCGGGUGUACAAGAACCUCCGGGUGUGCGGCGACUGCCACACGACCCUCAAGCUGGUCGCCAAGGUGUACGAGAGGACCAUCGUGCUGAGAGAUGCCAAUUGCUUCCACCAUAUGAGGGAAGGCUUCUGCUCUUGUGGCGACUAUUGGUGAUCGGUUUAUCCCUUCUGCACGACAAUAAGGAAGAACGUGGGAUCAUCCGUAGAUGGGCUUCAAUGCAUGGCACUGGUGUUUCUGCUGAAGCAUGACUGUUCUACUGGAGAUACCAUCAGUCCCGCGGAUCACUCCACCCGCAGUUUGCAAGUCCAAAAGGGCGGCGGAUCAGCAAAUGCAACUUUGACGAGGGACAUGCUAAGUGGAGUUAUUUGAAAGAUGCUCAAGAAAAAUCAGAUGUGAGCUUACCAAGAGAAACUGGUCAUUUUGCUGCAGCUUUAUCACCAGAUUAGCAAAGUACUAGUGACUGAUGCCUAGAGCAUGAAAUGGAUGGACCACCUGCAAUGUUUAACUAUUUCAGCUAUCUCUUGAUACCGUGGAAGACUCAAAAGAGACUAAGAAAUCAGUUUGGUCCUCCAAGUGGUUCUUCAAUUCUACUUGUGAGUUGAAUUGUAGGUUUGUUGUUAGAUCAGGAAAAGCUUUAACAAUAAAAAAUAGCAUGAUAUAAGUCUUACAGUUCCAGUAUCUAAGUAAGCAUAGUCCUCAGCAUGAUUAAAACAUAAGAUUGAUUGACCAAAUAAUGCAGUAAUAUCUCCAUGUAAAUAUAGAGUGUUACCAUCCAAGAUUGGAAUAUAGAAUCCUUCAAUAAUAAAGUAUUGACACAGCAAACAAUACCCAAAAUUGUAAAUAAUUGAUUAGUAAUGACAACUUACAUAUAUUUUUAAUAGUUUAACAUAAAUGAAAUAGCAAAUCAAG
Molecule: messenger RNA, 2983 nt
Organism: Musa acuminata subsp. malaccensis (wild Malaysian banana)
Lineage: Eukaryota; Viridiplantae; Streptophyta; Magnoliopsida; Zingiberales; Musaceae
Source: RefSeq, a predicted model, not a curated record